AAGCUAGACUUACAGUAGAUAGAAUGGAUCUGCUAAUUCACAAUCUAAUAAACACACAUUUCCAACACAAAAUUAACCUUUUUUUUUUUUUUAAAUUAAGAUGUGAAUAUAAUAACAUUAACUUAAAUAAAAAAACUCCCAGAUUUCUUUUAAUUAAAGCCCCAAUUCUGAUGUUGGUAGUGUCUAGCUGGUGUAUUUCUAUGCUCUAGCCCCUCAGCUGUGUGGUUUCAGUGCUUCAGUGGGUCAUUCAGCUUUGUGCAAACCCCAGAAAUGGAGCAUGUCUCCAGUGUUUGUCCCUCUGUGUCUUCUGAAGAAAACGAACCAGCCACCGACGACAGCUCCUCCACGGAAGACGGACUAGUCGAUGCAUUCGGCGACCUGGCUGCCCUCCCGGUCGAGGUGGGCGAGAGAAGACCCACGUGUUUGCGGUGCCGUCGUCCUCAGAAGGUGUGUCUCUGUCCUUUUCUUCCACCUCAACCCCUGGAGGUCUCCACAUGUCUGUACGUGGUGCAGCAUCCUGCAGAGGAGAGCAGAGUUCUUCGCACAGUGCCGCUACUUGCUGCCUGUUUGCCACAAGGAAAAUGCAACGUCAUAGUGGGACGGAGAUUCAACGAGGAAAAACACCCGGAGCUGGCAGCGGUGUGUCGGGACAGCAGGACGCUGAUCUUGUACCCGGGUCCCAAUUCCCAGAACCUGGAGGAGUUGUUGCAAAACCAGGAAGUAGGAACGGUGAAACACAAUGUGAUCAUCAUAGACGGCACCUGGAGCCAGGCCAAAAACAUGUUCCUCAAAAACAGCCUGUUCCACCUGCCUAAACAGGUGCAGCUCAGUAGGACUCUUUCCAGUCAGUAUGUGAUCCGCACACAACCCUCCAACAUCUGUCUGUCCACGCUGGAGUGUGCUGCUGUCGCCCUGUCCAUCCUGGAGCAGAACGACGAAAUCCAAGAGGUUCUGCUGAGGCCUCUGAAAGCCCUGUGCUCCUUCCAGCUGCAGCACGGCGCUCAGGUUCAUCACAGCAAGGAGCAUCUGCUGAAGAACGGCAUGUACGACAAACCCAUGCCGAAGAACAAACGCAAGAUAAAGAGGAUGGAGAAACUCGUCACUGACCACAACGUCUGCCCGAGAUGAGGGAGCGACUGAGCGGAGAAGCUCGACUCAUCUCUGUAUGUCGGCUACGCUGCACAGGACUGUUUCAUCAGAGCAGCGUGUGACGGCAUCGGGGCAGAGAAAAGGAAACCACUGGACUUUUUUGGGGGGGAGUUUGUUUUAUAGAUAAUUGCUGCUUAAUGUAAUUUAUGUAUACGUCAUUAAUUUAAAAUAAAUUAACCACACACUUAAGUUGUAAUUUAAAUGUCAUGGUGGGACAAUAAAUCAGUUUUCGUUGUUUUAAAAACAAAUGACAUUGUUACUCACUGCGUUUUAUAAACAUUACGGUGGUUCUGUUUGGAUAUACAUGACACAUCUGGAAAGGGUGCUACUCCAAACAUCAGCAGCACAUACACAUUACAGCAGGACAAAAAAGGGAGAAUUGAGAAUUGUAUUGUACUGUAUGUGAGGUUGGGAAUGUUGAUGAUGUGAGAUCUUUCCAAUAUACAUUAAGGUACAAUUUAACUGUAAUGUUUUUAAGAUAUUUUACAAGGAUUUUUUAAAUUAGAUAUUACACGUAAGGAUUUAAAAGUAAAUCUGACUGGACAAGGUCCUGUAAAAUAAAAGUAUACAAAUAAAAUGUACAUGUUUUUGAAUCUUAUUUUAGGUCUCAAAGUGUCAAUUUUGCCAUUUGCAAAUGCUGAGAACUGAAUUGAAUGAGUUAAAUCUGCAAAAAAAAAAAGUUGUCAUGUCAAACUUAUUAAU
Messenger RNA from Anoplopoma fimbria (sablefish), 1851 nucleotides. It is a transcript of the gene dtwd2, whose product is annotated as DTW domain containing 2. The transcript is spliced from 6 exons. The coding region runs from base 271 to 1128 and encodes 285 amino acids. NCBI's taxonomy places the organism in Eukaryota, Metazoa, Chordata, Actinopteri, Perciformes, Anoplopomatidae. The record is from RefSeq and is a predicted model, not a curated record.